ACACAAUAACUAAGAGAACCGCACUCACCUGGACUGCACGGUAUUCACCUGAGCAUACGGUGACCAAGGCACUGCUGGCUAAAUCACUUCAUUUGCUGCCACCGCGUCAACGCGAUCAGACGCGUGCUCAAUCAUUCUGACAGACUCUUUCACAACUAUCGCUCUCAUCAGAUAAACAAAUAAUUCUACUUUUGCAGUUCAGGGUGAUUGAAACUGCAGACCAUAAAACCAAUUGCUGGAUCGAAUCCCUGCUAAUUUUGGUUUGUCUGAUAAACUGAGGUUUUGGGAAGUUGAAUGAAGAUGAGGCGCGCUUGGAUCCUUCUCCUGGUACUCCUGUUGUCAUCGGAGAUACUUCUGGCCUCGGCGGGGCGCGGGAGGGGCAGAGACCGGGCCCGUGACCGCGGAGAGAGGGUCCGAAUCCGCAAGAAGCCCAAAGGCCGGGACUGCGGCCGUAUCAAGGAGAACCUCUGCACGGGAGUCGGGCUGCCGUACAACCGCACCGCCCUGCCCAACGUGUUCGGCCACACCAACCAGAAGUUGGCCCGGCAGGCAGUGGAGACCUAUCGGUCUCUGAUUGAGUCUGGUUGCUCGCCGUAUAUCAGGGUGUUCCUGUGUGCUUCACUCUUCCCGGAGUGUCCGAGGAGAAAACGGGAUGAUCCAAGACCGCCCUGCCAGUCCCUCUGCGAGAAGGCUCGUCGUGAUUGCGAGUCGACCCUUAACUCCCACGGGUUCCCCUGGCCCGAAGAGCUAACCUGCGAGAACCUCCCCGAGUCUCGAAAGGGAGAGAAGCGAGAGAGAUGCAUCAGUUAUGAACCACCAAGACCAGAGUACUGCGGCUUUCACAAAGAGGUGGGCCCGUGCCAGACCUACUACCCCUACUGGUAUUUCAAUACCGGCGCGGGGACAUGCCAGCCGUUCACGUACGGCGGUUGCUUCGGCAACCAGAACCGUUUCGCGUCCAAGGAGGAGUGUCUGCGCACCUGCGGCAUGGGAUUUGAUGAAAAGAAAGAUGAUGUGACCACAACAGUGGACAAGCAGAUGGACACCACGACGACAGCGGGAACCACGUCUACCGUCACGCCAUCGCGGGUACCAGUCAUGGACGGUGCCCCGCAGGAUAUCAUGAUCGCCCAGGGACAAGGGGCGACGCUCAAAUGCCACGCAGAGGGCGCCCUUGAGUACACGUGGUCGCGCGUUGAUGGCAGCAUGCCAGAGGAAAAGAUAGUCAGCGAGAUGGUGCUAGAGAGUGGGGCCACCUUGGUGCUACACAACCUGACCAGACAAGACUCGGGUUUAUACAAGUGUCUCGCCGAGAACGAUGCGGGACAUACAGCGGCUACUGCCAAGAUCACUGUCAUGGCCAAGCCACAGAUAACGCAGAUGUCGGUCAAUGUGACCCUGAAUCGAGGGGAGCCAUUCAAGCUGACCUGCCAGGCCACGGGGUCGCCACAGCCUAGAGUGACGUGGGAACGGAAGGACGGAAAACGAGUUCUCAUGAGGCGUAACGGGACCAUGGCCUUCCUAUCCGUGGAAUCAGCCAGUACCUCAGACUCUGGCAUCUAUUUUUGCAAAGCAACCAACUCACUUGGAUCCACAACCGAAAUGGUUCACGUCAAAGUACUCGUACCUCUGACUUUAUACCGACCCCCGACAAGGAACACCUCGGUCAACGUUGGGGAGGCGAUCACGUGGUCCUGCGCAGCAUCCGGCUUUCCUCUACCGAGUAUACACUGGGAGAAAAUAGGAGGCAAUCUGCCAGAAGACAGAAUAACCCUCGACGGCAUGAUGGAGACUAGCGUGGAUGGCACCAAUGACGUCAUAUCCAAAUUGACCCUCUCCGACAUCCAACCCAACGACACAUCGGAGUAUCGAUGUGUCACGCAAGGCACGGCGGGAAACGAAAGCAGCGUGUUCAGUCUGACGGUGAAUGUACCACCCCGAUGGAAUGAGAAGCCAAUCAGUAAGACAGUCAACCAGGGUGAUGACGUCACACUCAGGUGCGACGCGCGAGGCACUGAACCGCUGAACGUCACCUGGCGUAUUGAGAACGGCAGGAAUAUCAGCAUGCCCUUCGAUGGCCACCCUCGCUACUCGGUCGACGAGGAGACACGUUCGUUUCGAAUCGCUAGUGUCGAGCCAGCAGAUAAGGAAUUCGUGUACCAUUGCGAGAUUGCCAACGACGCGGGGUCUAUCUCGGCGAGUGCCAAUCUUCAAGUUAUCGAGCAGUGGCAACUGCCGAGUAUUACCGCCCCCUUGCCCAACCAGACUGCCUUCGUGGGCGACGAUGUGCGCAUGUCCUGCCAAGCCUCGGGCGACCCCGCCCCUCAGGUCACGUGGUUCCUGCAGGACCUGAGCAUCGAGACGCUAAUGGACGAGAGGUUCGUGGUGAGCGAGAGCGGGGAGGAGCUUAGCGUGAGUAACGUGAACCUGCGUGAUUCGGGGACUUACAGCUGCGUGGCGGCUAACGUGAACGGGAUCAAGAGAGAGAAGGGAGAGCUUCGUGUCGUUGUGCCAAGUUUGAAGCUGACGAAAGGCCUGACCAACACGACAGUCGAGAACGGCAGCGCGCUGAAUCUCGUCUGCGCAGCCGCAGGCGACCCCACGCCUGAAGUCACGUGGUUCUUCAACGACAAGCCAAUCAACGUGAGCGCCGCGCCGUCCUACGUCAUAGUGGGCGGGGAUUUGUCGGUGUCUGAGAUGGCGCCGCAACACGAGGGCAAAUAUGGCUGCCUGUUUAACAACGAGUUCUUUGUGGUGUCCUCGAUCGCGAUGGUGAACAUCACUCGCAAACCGGCCACGUCUACAUCAGACAACGAGGUCUCCAUCCCCACCCUCAACAGGACCACUUCGCCCAACGAUGCGACCGUUGACUCAUCGGCGACGCCUGAAUUGGAGAACACUUCCUGCCAAUGCACCAAGCCCGAGGCCUCUCCUUGUGAAGGAGAGCAGCGACCAGCCAUCAAACCUCGUCGCUAUGACAUCACAGACGCUGGCUUGAAGGACUACUUCAGGGGCUGGGUUGACGUCACGGGACAGGGCGCCGCCAACGACUACUGCCGAAUCAUCAAGGCGCGAACGUCCACUCGUUUUCUGGACACAUCGAUGCAGCUAGCCUGCGCUAUAGCCGGUACAGCUGGCCAAAGCGAGUACAACUACGUGUCCGGAGAGCGAUUUGAUGUAGGCCAGAUGGACACUUGGUACAUGAGGGAUGAGGAUGGCGACGGGAGAGACGACUACUGCAGGUGUACGAGUGACGCACCAGACGGUCAGUUCGUCUACUGCACCAAGGCCGACGUGGGCGGUUUUCACGGAGCGCCUGGUAUGGAAGAGUCGCAAUACUCGUUCAAAGCGCGCGGCGAUCGGCGCCUACUCCGCAAGUGCCGCAAACGGAAGGUGGACCCUUUCUUUGGCAUCGCUAGCUCAUCUGAUGACAACUGAAGAUGGAUUAUGUAAAUUGGGUAAAUGAUUUUGAAGAAAAAAAAGAGGAAGGUUUUUGGUCAGAGUGACAAUACUUUCAAAUAUAUACAGUCCUAUCUAAAGUAAUGCUAUUUUGGUUCAACAAAGAAAUUGACUGGAGUGGGCUUGAACCUGCGACCUCCAGAUUACCGUUCCGGUGCUCUAGUGAGCUAUCCAGCCCAAUGUUGGCAGUUCCCCAUUUAAAUUAAUGCUAUUUAAAAUGCAACAGACCCUUGUCAUGAUGAAGUGUUUUCAAAAAAGGAGUACAGUCCGGUUUGAAAGAUGCUCGGAAAGCUUAGUGCGCCCCAUUCGGAAGUGAAGCUUCCGUGCCAAGUAAGAUGUAACAGACUCUGAAGUUGGCCAUAAAAGUAUAAGAACAUUUACUGGAGCGGACUUGAACCAGCAACUUCCUGAACAUCGCACUGGGGCUGUACCAAUUGGUUUCCCACUUGCGGAACAUGUCCUUGUUCAUGUUGCUGCAACAUUGAAAAUAAUAAUCUGAUCUGUUGUCAUACCAAAAAAGUGAAAUGGUUUUGAAACCAUUAUGAGAAGGAUCCCGAACGAUGAGGUACUUAUUCGAGUAUUUGUGUUCACAAAUGAAUUGUAUUCACUCUUGAAAGUAACAAGUAAUUUGUUUCUCAAAAUAAUAGUUUCAUACCUCCUUAAAAUGCCUGAAAUCUAGUCUGUAAUUGGCUGUAACAGUCACGUGAUCGACGACUUUCCUCCAAUCAUUGUAUUCAAAUGACCACGUGGCCGGCCAUGUGGUUUUCUCUCAGCCAAUCAGAAUGCUGUAUUGAUGAAUGAAAUCUUGGAGUGUAACAAAAACUGUACCAUAGUUAUUUUUGCCAAAAGGAGAGGAAAACGGAAAUGGUAUUUUUGUAAAACUGUACACAACUUGGAUUUUUUACGGGUACGUAGAACGGGCGUGUUGCUGCGCCAAAAUUCACAGGUUAUUGGAAAGGUAUUAAAAAAACCGAUCGGUGUGGAAUAAAUAUACACACAAAAACUGUAUUUGUAAGUAACUUUCGACACGUAUUGGACUUAUGAUUCGUAUUCGUGUAAUCUUUGCAGGUAAAUUAACGUUUGCUAUAAAUAUGUUGAUAUGCUUUUUUCAAUUGUAGAUGUAUACCUCUUAGAAUUCACAGCGAAGUGAAGAGUUCUUAAAGUAUUUCUCUGUACGAUAUCUGAAGGUGGAGGCUAUUAAAAUAUAAAUUCAGACUAUGGUGCUGUAUUUUGCAUAUUGGCAAAGAAAGCUAUGGAAGGUGGGGGGGGGGGUUGUUCCUUAAGCGUGUGAGGCAACCAUGAAUAAUUCAGUAGUUGUCCAUGGGAGGGAAAAGUAUGUUUAUUCAUGAGAAAUUACAAUGACGUCAAAGUAAUUAGGCCUACGUAAUCUUGGCUGUUGACAUAGCAACAGAAUAAUGAACGAGGAGAGAUGGUAGCCAGCCUUGGUUACCAGCGCGAAUCGUUAGCUGUGAUCCAUCGUCCGGGAAAUUAAAAGUCAAAUUCUGAAUCGAUAGCAAAUUGCAUUUAUAAAUGAAUUCGGCAGCCACUCUGUUUACAAGUUGGAUGUCAUGCAUUGUUACUAGCAACGAAAACUGCAAAACACUGAAUAUUCAUAUUCACGGAUGUUGAAUAUUCAUGAGCAGCUUUGGCCACUUUCCUGCGCACAAGUCAAAUUUUGCACUAUAACCAGCUCCCGUCUUGUAUUCAAAAAUGGUUCGGUCCCGUUUAUAAUAUGUUGUGUACAAUAAUAUUUAUCUCCGUAAAAACAUGUAGAAAGCUUGCUCCAUUAAUUAAAUUAUGUGUAUCGCCCAGACAGGUUAGUAAUUGACCGAACCAGUAAGCUCCGCCCAGUGCGCACGUGGGCAAAUUAACACGCGCUCCUCUCCAAUGCCACGCUGCAUUUUCCUUCCGCGUGCAUUAUACGCGCGUGCAUGCAUGUCGGACUUUAGUGCACGCACGUCGGACAUAAAUCACGGCUGUGAUUGGUCAGAACACCAUGGGGCGGUGCUUACUGGAUCGGUCCAUUAUUAAAUAAUUGGUAAGGUUACGUAUUUGUAAGCAUUUUUUUGGGAAAUAUUUACACCAUUGUACAUGUCUGUAUAGAAGAUGACUAAAAUCAAUGUCGGAAUAAAAGGACAAACUGUGUUUUCGGUGCCAUUUUGUGUGUUGAGUUCCAAGUUUUUAUUCCAGAAAAUAUCAAGGGUGUUGCCUCAAAUAACAAACUUAGGAUAGGUGGUGACCAGUUUUGGCGAGUAUCAACUUAAAACUCAUCAAGGAUUUAUAAAAAGGAAACCUUGCAAUUUGGCAACAAGUUUGAUUAAAAAAA
Molecule: messenger RNA, 5785 nt
Organism: Patiria miniata (bat star)
Lineage: Eukaryota; Metazoa; Echinodermata; Asteroidea; Valvatida; Asterinidae
Product: hemicentin-2-like
Exons: 17
Coding region: 295-3438 (1047 amino acids)
Biological process (GO): cell-cell adhesion
Molecular function (GO): serine-type endopeptidase inhibitor activity; protein binding
Source: RefSeq, a predicted model, not a curated record